AUGUCUUCGUUCUGGGGAAGCUGUUUUGGGCGACAGAAGAAUUCGACAAAAGACGAUCCUGUACAAAACGGAUUCGCACUACCUCCGGCAGGCCGACGAGAGAUCGACAACGUCAAUCCGGCCAAAUGUAUCUUUUGCAACGUCACACCGGACCGCUUCAACAUCGUGUUGCAGGAUGAAGAGUUUAUCUGCUUCAGAGAUCGCUCGCCCGUGGCUGCGGUGCAUCUGCUCGUCAUUCCACGCACGCACAUUGCCAACGUCCAGAGCCUCACGCAGCGGGACAGCGACCUGGUGCGUCAAAUGCAAGCCCUAGGAAGGAAAGCGCUCGAACUCGUAUCACGUUCCUCCAGCGGCGCAGUACCAGAGAGGAGAUUCGGCUUCCACAUCCCACCCUUCCGCAGUGUCGACCACUUGCAUCUGCAUUGCCUCGAGUUGCCGUUUAGGAGUCGCAUCAAAGCUCUCAAGUACCGUGUGGCCGAACCACCCAGUCGAGACUACUACAAAGGAUGGUCGUGGUUCGCAGAGUGGCAGCAGACGUGCGCCUUGCUCGAUGCCGGGCGCAAAGUCAAGGUGGCCCGAUGCUAA
Sporisorium graminicola is the source of this 585-nucleotide messenger RNA. RefSeq lists its product as uncharacterized. NCBI's taxonomy places the organism in Eukaryota, Fungi, Basidiomycota, Ustilaginomycetes, Ustilaginales, Ustilaginaceae. The coding region runs from base 1 to 585 and encodes 194 amino acids. The record is from RefSeq and is a predicted model, not a curated record. Gene Ontology annotation, molecular function: catalytic activity. The transcript has a single exon.